AGUUAUUUCUCGCCUCUCCACACAACAAAGAAGAACGAAGUACAUAUAUAUAUAUAUAUAUAUAUCAGACGAAAUGCCACCGUUUAGCGGAAAGAAAAAGAAAGAGCAGUUGCAGGCGAAGCGGCAGCGCAAACGCGACGACGAGGAGCGCGCAAACGCGCUGGAGCGGGAGCGUGAAAAGCUGCGUGAGGAACUCGUCAAUCACGGAGAGGCGGUGGAUGACACGCUGCUGGAGGCGUACAUGCAGGAGCGGCACCCGCGUCACCACGACCCAGCCCACGGACGACGGGCCCAUCGCCCCGAACGCGAGCAAAACGCCGCGGCAAAAAGCGAUGCAUCGGACAAGGGCAGGAACGACGGUGCGGGCGCCGACGCCGGUGACGGUGAUGGUGCCGCACCGAGCAGGAGCGUGGAUACGCUAAUGUACAGCGCCGACCACCACCACGGCGUGCGCAGCGUUUUUGCGAAGGAGUCGGCGGCGGUGUUGGCUGCCCGAAAGAAGCUCAGCUAUCAGCCGAUCCCCUUCCGCACCACGAUGCCGGUGACGGGCAUCCCGUUCGGCGAGUGGUUCACGUUUCCUUCGAAGGUGGAGUCGUCGGCGUCUGCCAGUUCUGCGCCCGCUCGCACCGGCGAGGACGCGGAGGCGGUGCUGAGUGCCGCGGACAAAGCCGCGCUGGUUGCGGCAGAGCAGGAGCGCAAGCUGGAGCGUCCGCUCGUGGCGACCACCGCCGAGGCGUUGGGUGGCGGAAGUGGCAGUGCGGUCUUUCCGUUUGCGGUGGAACUGCCCUCACGUGGGUGGCACAUGCGCAGUGGCGACGAGGGCGACGAACUCCGUGCAGAGGUGGUGGCGGAGUCGAACAGGCUUACUGCCCCUGCAGGUGCGGCGGCGUCUGGCGGGAAGGACGCGAGCUCGCUCAGAGCUGCCGAAAGAGUGACGUCUGACUUGGCAACGGCACAACGACAAGAGGACAGCAGCGCAGCGGGGAAGUCGAGGGAUCGAGCAGACACCUCGAGCGACAGGAGCAGCAACAGCAGCAGUGAGAGUGGUGAAGAAAAGGACGACUCGACAUGUUCAAACUCCGCACAGGACGAUGGCCAGCACGGCACAAACAGCGUCGAUGCGGAUGCACGACGUGCAGAGGCGCUCCUCAUCAAAGGGGUCGAACAAGAACGCUUUGCAGCCUACGUGCGGUGUCUCGAUGCCUAUCCACUCCCGGAGGAGAUUGCAGGCCUGGAUAUCAGCUCCUAUGAACGCAACCUCGAAGUGUGGCAGCAGCUGUGGCGCACCGUGGAACUCAGCGACGUGCUGGUGGUGGUCGCGGAUGCGCGGUACCCCAUCCUUCACGUCCAUCUCGGCCUACUGACCUACAUCACGAAGGCUCAACACAAGCCGUGUGUGUUCGUCCUCAACAAGGAGGACCUCGUCCCCGCCUCGGCGUUGCGGUGCUGGCAGCAGUUUCUGUAUCGCUACCUAAUCGAUCUCGGCUUCUCGGUGGAGGCGCCGGAAGGCGAGGAAGGCGCGAGCGAGAAGGGAAAGGAUGAAGUGGAGAAGAACUGCGGUCGAAUCGUGCUACGGACCUUUACGGCGAACCCUCGACCAGAGACGGCCGGGCAGCGGGACGACGAUGUCGAUGUCACGCGACGCCAGAAGCACCGCAAAGACACCAACGCGAAGAUGUACGAAAAGUUACGCACAGGUAAGUUAAACGCGACGAAGCAGCUGGGCACGCGCCAGCGCAACAAGAGCAGUGGUGGCGAUGAGGACAGCAGCGACUCGGACGCCGAGGACGGCGCAGACAGCGACGAACUCCGCUACGGCGCCAGCGAAAACUUUGUCGGGAUGCAGGCCGCCGCGCACGCGCUGCAGCACGACCGUCGUGCCUACAAAGAGCUGGAAAUUGUGGCAAGGAAGAUUACGGAGCUGCUGGCGCUGUGCCGACGCCUUGGAGCAGAAGGGCGUGUGGCACGCGGAGGUGCAGCAGCAACUCCGACCACCGCUAUCGACAGCUACGCCACGUCUGCCCUCCCCUGUCCCGCACCGCGAGCCGCACGAAAGAACAAAAAGGCACAGAAACGCGGUGAUGCUCGUCGAGGCAAAAACAAAGGCAAUGCCGGCGGUGGUGGAAGCGGUGGUGCGAAGUCGGAGGAGGGAGAGGGGGAGGAGGAGGAUGCGAUGAGCGACGCUGAGGAAGACCGCGCUCCCGACAGCCCGAGUUACGUACACAUCGGUUUUAUCGGCCACCCGAACGUGGGGAAGUCAUCUUUGCUAAACUGCAUUCGCGGGACGAAGGUGGUGUCCGUCAGCGCCACGCCAGGGCACACGAAGCACAUCCAAACCAUUCCCGUGCCGGCGGAGAAGCUGACCUUGGUGGACAGCCCGGGUCUCGCGCUGCCUGUCUUUGGCGUGCCGCGUCCGCUGCAGGCGGUGUUGGGCACCCACCAAAUCGCCCAGACCCGCGAUCCGCAGAGCGGCGUGAGUUUCCUCGCGGCCUACCUGCCGAUUGAAAAACUUUACGGCCUGCACCGGCCCGACGACGCGAUGACGGAAGACGAAUGGAGCUCCUACGAACUGUGCGAGGCCUAUGCAAAGAAGCGCGGCUACUACGUGAAGCACGGCAAAGGGGCGCUGGAUAUCCACCGCGCCGCCAUUGCGAUUCUGCAGGAGGCCUACGAAGGUCGCCUGGGGCUUUUUUACGCGCCGCCGGAGUUGAACCUGCUGCAGUCUGCGUGGUACCGCACACGCAUCCGCCCACAUCUGCUGUUGACGGUGUUCGGGCCGUCUCUUCAAUGA
Messenger RNA from Leptomonas pyrrhocoris, 2791 nucleotides. Its product is annotated as guanine nucleotide-binding protein-like proteinGTP-binding protein-like protein. The coding region runs from base 74 to 2791 and encodes 905 amino acids. NCBI's taxonomy places the organism in Eukaryota, Euglenozoa, Kinetoplastea, Trypanosomatida, Trypanosomatidae. The record is from RefSeq and is a predicted model, not a curated record. Gene Ontology annotation, molecular function: GTP binding; GTPase activity. The transcript has a single exon.